Orbilia oligospora ATCC 24927 is the source of this 678-nucleotide messenger RNA. RefSeq lists its product as uncharacterized. The transcript has 3 exons. NCBI's taxonomy places the organism in Eukaryota, Fungi, Ascomycota, Orbiliomycetes, Orbiliales, Orbiliaceae. The record is from RefSeq and is a predicted model, not a curated record. The coding region runs from base 1 to 678 and encodes 225 amino acids.
AUGUCCCACCGUCCGUCCGACAAUGCUCACCCCCAUGAAUCUUUCCAUACCCCGAUGCAAUCCAUAAAUUUCGCCCCUCCAACCUCUCCCUCCAACCCAGGUAAUCCAUUUCACUUCGGCAGUUCUCCGGUCCAGCAACACCACCUUUCCAACUCUCCUACGGGAGAAUUGCUUGGAAGCAAUAGCCAACAGGGGAAACGCGUUUUUCGCCCCAACCCACUACCACAGAGGCUGGAUGAUGCUCGUGAGAGACGGCGCAACCUUAUACUAGAAAAACUCCAAGCACAACGGGAAAAUAGGGCAAUGCAGGCGAGAGGCGGCGAAGACGAGAUGUUACGCUUAAUAUAUCUAUCGGAGAGAAAUCGAUGGGAGAGCGGCCAGGAACGCGUAGCAGUUGCGAUGUCCUCAUGUAAACCUCCCGCAAGCGAUGAAUAUGAAGCACUUCACAUGGCGGAUACCUAUCCGGCAGGCCACCAAGAUCAGGAUAUGGCAAUGGUCGAGUUAAUGGCAGACGUUGAGGAGCAAGAACUACAAGAAAUUAUCAACUACCAUCAGUCCCCGGAUUUCACACAAAGAAUACAAUCCAACAGGACGUGUCCGGGGUGCAAAAGCGAUGAAAUCUUAGAAUCUCCUACAGAGGCAGUAUGCUUCAAUUGUGGUAUAAGUAUCGACCGCUGA